This is a messenger RNA of Caenorhabditis sp. 36 PRJEB53466, 2522 nucleotides long. NCBI's taxonomy places the organism in Eukaryota, Metazoa, Nematoda, Chromadorea, Rhabditida, Rhabditidae. The record is from the annotation of a GenBank genome assembly.
AUGGCUGAGGCACGCAGUGCUGCCGCGCUUUCAUUCGCCGGUAAGCUCGAGUUUUGCACAAAAUCUGUUCGAAACAUUUAUUUUUCAGUGACCCACGAUGGAGUCUCGGUGAGCUACGACCAGGAGUUGCUCCGCGACAUUUGGCAUGGAAUCAGCCGCGCGUAUAAGCGAAGAGCCGGUCGUUUUAAGAACGACUUCAUGAACGGAGCGUUCCCGGCGAACUCGUGGACGCUCGGCGUCGUCGUGGCCGCCGUCGCCGUGUUUUCGGUGCUCAAGCACGAUCUCUCGUUCGGAAUCUUUCCGUUCAUUCAGAAUUAUAUAGUUCACUACGUUUUUGGGUUAGUUUUCAGGCGAUUCAUCCCCGGAAUCCAACAAUUUGCCUUUUUCAGAGAUGGAAUUAUCGGCCAAUCGAUAUCGAUCGUGCUCGCCGGUGGUCUCCUCUGGCUCAUCUUUGUUCAACUGCUCCGUCUGAGCAUCAAAACGCUGCUGGAGUACAAGGGAUGGAUGUACGAGUCGCCCGGAAAGCCGGUGUCGAAGGCGACGAAGCUGUGGCUCGGAGUUCUGCACAUCAUUUCGAAGGCCGGUCCGAUGCUCCACUCGUUCCAGGGAGCGCUUCCGCGUCUUCCGCUGCCGAAUUUGGAUGAUACCGUCAAGAAGGUAAUACUUUGGCGCCAAGUAUUCUUCUAAAAGUUUGUUUUUCAGCACCUCAUCUCGAUGAAGCCGAUUCUCAGCGAAGAAGAGUACCAGGAGCUCGAUUUUCUGUCAGAGCGCUUCCGAAAGGGAGUCGGCCGACGUCUCCAACGCUACCUGACGCUCAAGUCGUGGUUCUCGACCAACUAUGUGACCGACUGGUGGGAGGAGUACGUCUACAUGCGCCAGCGUUCGCCGAUCAUGAUCAACUCGAACUAUUACGGAUUCGACACGCUCAACGAGCACCCGACGAGCAACCAGGCGUCGCGAGCCGCCAACCUCACGUACACUUCGCUGCAGUUCCGCCGAAUGGUCGAUCGGCAGGAGGUGUCGCCGUUCUCGAUCUCGCCGCGCACGAAGGUUCCGUUCUGCACGAUGCAGUACGAGCGACUGUUCAACACGUGCCGAGUGCCCGGAGAGGAGGUGGAUCGACUGCUGCACUGGGACGACGCGAAGCACGUGGCGGUGUACUGCAGAGGCGUCUGGUUCAAGGUUAUCGUGCACAACGGAAAGCGGCUUCUCGAGGCGUGCGAGCUCCAGGUGCAGUACGACGCAAUCUACUCGCACACGCACGAACCGUCGGAAGGCGAGAAGCAUCUCGCCUCGCUGACCGCCGGAGAACGCGCCGAUUGGGCCAAGACUCGCCGGGCGUACUUCCGCAGCGGCGUCAACAAAACCUCGCUAAACGACAUCGAACGUGCUGCGUUCGUGGUGAUUCUCGACGACGAGGAAGUGCACUACGACCCGCAGGAUCCGGCAAAACUGGACCAGUGGGCGCACAACUUGCUGCACGGAAAGGCGUACGAUCGCUGGUUCGACAAGUCGUUCAAUCUGAUCAUCUCGAAGAACGGACACGUCGGAAUCAACACGGAGCACUCGUGGGGAGACGCGGCCGUCAUGGCCCACUUCACCGAAUGGUCGCUGCUUCAGGACAUUGUGUUCAUUGGGUACGACGAGAACGGACGGUGCAAGGGAACGCCGAAGGAGACUAUCCGUCCGGAGAGACUGAAAUGGGACAUUCCGGCGCCGGCGCUCGAGCAGAUCCAGAAGUCGAUGGUUGUCGCCAACAAUCUGAUCGACGACGUCGAGAUGGCUCUUCUGGUGUGGACGGAUUACGGAAAAGGAUUCGCGAAGAAGCUCCGUGUCUCGCCGGACGCCUUCCUUCAGAUGACCCUCCAGUACACGUACUUCAAAAACCAGAACAAGUUCUCCCUGACUUACGAAGCCUCGAUGACGCGUCUGUUCCGCGAGGGACGUACCGAGACUGUCCGUUCGUGCACCGUCCAAUCCUCCGAGUUCGUUCUCUCGAUGCUCGACGCCAGCAAGACCCCGCAAGACCGUCUUCAACUUUUGCGCAAAGCCUGCGACAAGCAUCAGGAGCUCUACCGCGACGCCAUGUGCGGACAGGGAGUCGAUCGUCAUCUCUUCGCGCUCUACGUCAUCAAACGGUACCUGGAGGAGGAGUCGCCGUUCUUCGACAAGAUCUUCCCGCCGACCUACCUGCUCUCCACGUCGCAAACUCCGAUGAAUCAGUGCGAGGCGGACGCGAAGGGGCUUUCGAACGAAGAACGCCUUCGCCUGAUUACUGCUGGAGGAGGAUUCGGACCGGUCGCCGAUCGCGGAUACGGAGUCUCGUACAUUGUCGCCGGCGAAGACACCCUCUCGUUCCACAUCUCCAGCAAGAGAUCCGCCGAGAAUACUGUAAGUUUACCCCAAAGAAUGGCAUAGUUUCACAUUUUUGCUUUCAGAGCUCGCGUGAAUUCCGUGAAGAGCUGAAGCGCUCGCUCGUCGACAUGAAGAAGUUGGCGGAGGCGAUCGAGAAGAAGAAGUGA